Molecule: messenger RNA, 3174 nt
Organism: Schizosaccharomyces osmophilus
Lineage: Eukaryota; Fungi; Ascomycota; Schizosaccharomycetes; Schizosaccharomycetales; Schizosaccharomycetaceae
Gene: cdc7
Product: serine/threonine protein kinase SIN pathway Cdc7
Exons: 11
Coding region: 1-3174 (1057 amino acids)
Biological process (GO): protein phosphorylation
Molecular function (GO): ATP binding; protein kinase activity
Source: RefSeq, a predicted model, not a curated record
AUGCAUAAUUUUGAUCAUGCGUCGAGCAUAACAUUGGGUGACUGUCUGGGAAAAGGAGCCUUUGGGGCUGUUUAUCGAGGUUUAAAUAUAAAAAAUGGUGAAACUGUUGCAGUAAAACGCAUCAAGGUGUCCAAAAUCAUGAAAAUGGAUCUUUCCGUCAUUAAAAUGGAGAUUGAUUUAUUGAAAAACUUGGAUCAUCCGAACAUUGUAAAAUACAGAGGCUCCUAUCAAUUUGAUGAUUCACUUUGUAUUGUUUUAGAAUAUUGUGAAAAUGGAUCGCUGCAUUCAAUCUGCAAGAAUUUUGGAAAGAUACCUGAAAAUUUAGUUGCUAUAUAUACGUACCAAGUUUUACAGGGAUUACAUUACUUGCAUAACCAGGGUGUUAUUCAUCGCGAUAUUAAAGGUGCAAAUAUACUGACAACAAAAGAUGGAACAAUCAAACUCGCGGAUUUUGGAGUUGCAACAAAAAUGAAUGCUCUAGACGAACAUAGUGUCGUCGGUAGCCCAUAUUGGAUGGCACCCGAAGUCAUUGAGUUAAUUGGGGCAACUACCCCUUCUGAUAUUUGGAGUGUUGGAUGUACAGUGAUAGAAUUAUUAGAAGGAACUCCUCCCUAUUAUGAUUUGGAUCCAACAGCUGCUCUAUUUCAUAUGGUCAAGGAUGAACAUCCUCCCUUUCCUUCGAAUAUUUCAUUAUCAGCAAAGAGUUUUUUAGCACAAUGCUUUCAAAAGGACCCAAAUCUUCGAGUCGGAACAAAGAAACUACUAAAACAUCACUGGGUUACUGCUCAUCAAACAUCUACGAAAUUUACAGAUGCUAUUGAUGAAGUCCAAAAAUACAACGAGCGAGUCAAUGAGGACAACAUGAAUUUUAUAAACGAAACGACUACUCAUAACAUAAAUCCAACUCUGCAUUCUGAUAGACAAUGCUCUUAUCAUCCUCCUGAACCUCCCAGAACACCUCCGCCUAUCGAAACAGAGAGAUGCGAUGUUUGGGAUGACGAGUUUCAGGGUACUCUGAAAAUUAAUAAUGAUGUACUGAAGAAAUCUGAGCAUUUCUUGAAUUUUUAUAAUGAUUUCAAGAGUAAAAAUACUACUUCAAGUUCUACAAAUUCAUCCCCUUCUAAAAGCAAGAAAUCUGUUAGUGUUGACCGGGGAAGUGAAGUUGUGGACUUUGUACAGAAACGCUCAUCACCAGAAUUAUUGACGCCGGCACUUAAUAGAUCCAUCGAUCUUCAGCAGACUCCAAAACAUCACAGAUACCUCUCAACUGAACUCAAAGAAGAUGUUCCUGAUGGUCUGGAAAAGUUCGUUGAAACCAAAAAGGAUAGUGAAUUCACUGAUGUAUUCCCUGCUUCAUCGAUUAAAAUCCAGGGUCUUCGGAAAGAAAAAGGUUUGGGAACACUACUUUUAAAUAAAUCUUAUAAUUCCUGGAACAAUGAGGAUGAAGAAACCGAUGAUGAUAAUGAACUUUUCGAUUCUCUUGAUUCCGAGGCUGAGAACCUGAACAUGGAAAAUAAUAUUCUGCUGGAUAAGCGAUCUCGAUUAGUUUCUUAUUUGAAAGAUAUUUUGAAGGGAUUAAUUGAAAAAAAAUUGGAAGAUAGACCUCCUAUUGUUACCCAAAUCGCUUCGAUUUUAACAGAGGACAUAAGCUUAAAGGAUGAAUUAGUGAAAGCACAUGGGAUGCUUCCUCUUAUUGAAACGCUGAGCGAAAUCAAUGAUACGUCUUUACAGCUAUUAUUAUUAAAACUCAUCAACACGAUUAUUUAUGAUAAUUAUUCAACGUUACACAGGUUCUGCUUCUCCGGCGGAUUGUCUGUCGUGUUAAAGUUUUCUGAAAGAUCCUACCCAUGGGAUUUUCGUUAUGAAAGUGCUGUUUUCAUUCAACAAAUGUAUAGAGCGUCAUCAUUGUCCCUUCAGAUGUUUAUUGGUGUUUCAGGAAUUCAUAUUCUAUUGUCGUUUUUAAAAGAAGAUUAUGCAAAAAGUAAAGAUUUGGUUUUUGUAGGUGCUGAAGGAUUAUGGAAGCUACUUAGGCAGCAGGAUUGUAUACCAAAAAAUGAUGUUUGUCGUAUAGUCGCACGUUCCGAUGUUUUAGAACCUAUGACAAAGAGUAUGCUUAAGGCUUUGGCUGCGGAUGACUCCUCUUCUCGACUUUGUUUAUCGAGGCUUUGUGAAAUAUUGUUAGCACUAUCUCAGUCGGAAACUUACGUUAAAGAAGCCCUUUUGAACGAAAACAUUAUUAGGAGAAACUUACGUAUUCUUUUGUAUUUACCCAUUGAAGAGAUGGUGAUAAUGUUGCAAUUUAUAAAGCAGAUUUCUAUGGUACCGUCGUCAAUAAACUUACUCAGAAAAGUGCAUUUAAUACCCCUUUUAACGCACAUACUCGGAGAUCCGAAAUUAAAAAAUAACAGAAAAGAGAUACGGAAUGAAUCACUGGCUACUUUGUUCAACAUCUGCCGUUUAGAUAAGAAAUCACAGGAAAAAGCAGUUAUUUCUGGAGCAAUACCGUUAUUACAGGAAACGGCUGUCAAAGACAAAAUAUUAAAGGAGUUUGCAUUGCCAAUCUUAUUGACACUUCCACAGUGUAGUCCUAUAUGCAGGCAGUACUUAUGGAAAAACAAAGGGCUCGAAUUUUUCCUUUCACUUUUGCAAGAUUUAAAUUGGCAAUCAGCUGCUUUAGAUACUGUAUCUGUGUGGCUUCAAUACGAAUUUAAAGAAAUACAGCAUGCUCUUUUGGAAAAACGAUAUGUGCAUCUAGUUCUUAAAGUGUUCUGUUCGGCCCAGUCUACUUCGUUUAAUCGCUUGUUAGAUGGAAUUAGUAGAAUAUGCCAACUUUCCCCUAAACUAGCAGCGAGCUACGGCCAGCCUUUAGUUUUCCAAAAGCUAGGAGAUCGUUUGUUACAUGGAAAGCCCAAACCAAUUACAUUAUUGAAUGCUUUCCAAAUGCUCAAAUCCAUGUGUGAAAGUAAUCCAUCCUGCAAAGUGUACAUCUCUCAAAAUGACUUACCUGAUUUAAUCCAUCAGCAAAGCCGAACUAGUGAUUCCGUCUUGGUCCGGGAAUUGGCCAAAGAUCUUUUAAAGCAAGUGAAGAGCUCAAACAUCCAGAGCAAUCCCUCUAUUUCAAAACCUGAUAUGCCUCCGCCAAAACGAUCAUCUAAAGCAGUUGCAAAUCGUUAA